Molecule: messenger RNA, 3308 nt
Organism: Prinia subflava (tawny-flanked prinia)
Lineage: Eukaryota; Metazoa; Chordata; Aves; Passeriformes; Cisticolidae
Gene: CCDC92B
Product: coiled-coil domain containing 92B
Exons: 4
Coding region: 1836-2663 (275 amino acids)
Source: RefSeq, a predicted model, not a curated record
UCAGCUCUUGGAAGACUUGCAACUGAAUUGGUCAUUGCAGCUGCUCCAAGAGUCUGCUUCAGUCAUUUUGGUUUAUGAAAUAAGAUUUGAUGAAUUGGGAUGAAAUUGUAAAUCUCACAGGGGUUUUCCACCAGCACUUUGAAAGAAGCUGAGAUCAGGACUCCCAGUAUGCUUGUGCUGAAGGUCAUGGUUUCAUAGUGAAAGGACAAAGAGUGCAGAAAAAAAAUGUAGUUUAGAGGCAGGUGCACAGGAAGGCUCAGCAGUCAAGACCAUGUCCACGGUCACUCCAUGUGGGGCAUUGGAGGGGGCCAAGCCCAAUGCUGCCUCAUCACUUCUGUGCUCAAAACCUUGGAGGAUCAGCAAGAGAACCUUGUUCCUGGAAAGCUCUCGUGGAGGAGCAAAGCCCCAUGGAUGUCCAGCCUCCAAAACUGGAGAGAGCUGUUCAGGCAGAGCUCUGCAGGGAGCAGGGGCCAGCUCAGGCUGUAGGUGUCACCUUUGAAUAGGGGCAAACCACACUGCUCAGCUGACUGCUGCCUCCUUUGCUGCUGUGUGUGCACAGGUACAACUCUCAGAAGCACAAGGACACAGAGCAUCCUUUGAGUUAAAGAGGACUACUAUCACUUACUCUUGGCUUUUGUUAUGAGUGACAUUGUUUUCUAGGGUUGUAACUUCAUACAUAACUUGUUAAAAUCACAGAACACAUGGUCACUGCGAGAGCUUCCACCACCAGUUGCCUUGGCAUCUAGGAACUAGUCUGGAAAGGAGAAGUAACAGCUACAGCAGCAACGGAGGGAUCAGAGUGGGGGCACCCAGCUGUGUCCCUGUUUGCUGCAGUACAAGCACCCCUCUGGGAGCCACGCUCACCCAGCUGGGGCAGGAGGAGAUGGUGGGAAGGACAGCCCCAGUGACCAUGCUUUGGCUCUCAUGUCUGUGGCACAGGGUGAAAAUUCCUGCCAUGGUUCACUGCACAGACUUUUGGUCAUCACCACUGUGGGUGUUCUGAAGCCCUCGGCACAGGGAGUUUUGGUGUUACCAGCUGGGAGCUGCAAUGAUCCUGUGCAUGUUAAAUCAGCCAGCAGCAGCAGCAGCUAAUCCUUAUUAACUCCCAACACUGCCCAGGGAUCGAACUGUGUGAAAUGACAGAAGGCACACAUCAAACUAAAGGCUCAGGAUGCUGCUGCAAUCCCACCUGCCUUCAGGAGCAAUGGAGGGAUGUUGAGAGUUUGGUUCUGAACCCCUUUGGGAUAUCAGGUGGACACUGCCUCGGUGUCACAAAUGUUCAUCUACUGCCCUCUGGUAAAGUUAGGGACACUCCAACACUGAUGCUACUUAAGCCCCAGGAUGAGAUUGCAUCUUCCUUAACAGCUCUGGCUCUUGCAUCAUCACCUGGGAGGCAGAGCUGUGUGACCUGCAGAGAGGACAACACAGCCCUCCCACAGGGCUGCAGAUGGUGAACAACAGCAGCCUCGGGUCCCCAGAAUCCCUGGAGAGCUCUUCCCAUCACUGCUCUUGGGCAACAGCACGACUGUUUCCAGCACUGUCCUCAUUUCCAAUGAAGGCAGUUCCUGCCCUGCUCGCCUCUGUGUCCCACUCCUGCCUCCUUCCAUGCUAUUAGUACUGCUGGGAGGUUCAUGGCUAAACAGAACAAGGUGCUCGCUCCCUCAUGUGGGACUUCAGAUGUUCCUGCCACAAGCUGAGAGCUGUUUCUCAAGGGAAAAUGUGGAAGUAAUGUUGGACAGGCAAAGCUGAUUCAAACCCACUAAGGAUUUCCCAUUGCAACUCUGGAGACAGGCUUCUUCCCACAUACACAGGCCUGGACUGUGAAUUUGGUUGCGAUGGAGACCGUGUCCCUGGAGCACCAGAUCCAGAGCGUGCAGCGGCACAUCGCCUUCCUGAAGAAGGAGCAGAUGGAGCUGCUCCAUGACCUGCACCUGGAGAUCCUCCGCUUGCAGAAGCACUGCUCAGAGCUGACCCAUGACCUGGAAAUGAAAGAGCUGGAGGCCCGCCAGCAAGACGUCCUGGACCGCGAGCUGGAGGAGAAGUGCCGGGCGAUGGAGGCCCAGCUGCAGGAGAAGGAGAAGGACAACCUAGAGCUGCGCAAGGAGCUGCAGCACAAGGAGACGCUGGUGGCUGCGCUGCGCUCCAGCCUCCGCAGCAAGGAGCGCCGGUUCCUGGAGGAGCUGAAGCGCCGGAGCCACCGCGUCACCAUCCUCGACACCGAGCUGCAGAAGCAGACGGAGGCGGCCGCCUACCUCUCGCUGCAGCUGCACGCCACGGCCCAGCGGCUGCCGGGCCCGCGGGCGGGCGGGCGGCCGCCCCCCGAGCAGCCCCCGGCCGAGGCUCGGCCCCGGCGCCGCGGCCACAGGGCGCCCGCCCGGCGCCCGCCCGGGGACGGCGCCCGGCCCAGGGACCCCGCGCAGGAGGAGCACGACGCCAUGCCCGACCCGGCGCUGUUCCUGUACACGCCGCGGCCGCACGGCCCGCAGCGCCCGCCGCCGGAGCCCCCCGGGCAGCCCCGCGCCUCGGCCGGUGCCGCCGCGGCCUCCCGGGGCCAGCGGCCCCCCCGGCAGCCCCCGCAGGAGCCCAGGGCCCGGCCGGCCAAGGGCGAGCCCAGCAGGAGGCAGGGGUCCGGUGCCCACGGCGCCCCCCGGGCCCAGGAGUAGGCGGGGAGGGGACGGCGUGGCCCGAGCGGCCGGAAAGGCCUGAGCCCGGCGGCACCGGGGCGGGCGCCGGCCGAGGUUCUUUCCCCCAUCCCCUUGGCGGAGGGGACGGGGCAGCCGAAAGCGGAGCCGUGCACGCACCUCCCACCCGCCGGCAGCCAGGGAGGACCCCUCUGCCCGAAAGGUCUGAGCCAGGGAUGUUACCGGCAGUGCUGCGGGACAGGGGAGCACCCAGCACCCGGGCCGUGAAGGGGACACGUCCGAGUGCCUGUAUGGAGCUUGCAAGGAAAGAACAAAAGAAAGAAGAGGAAGCAUUUUUGAAAUGUGAUCUUCCUGCUGCUGCUGCUGCUGCUGCCCUCAGAGUGGGCACCGGGUUGCUUUCCCUGGCCCGGGGUGCUGGGAGUGGGCGUGCAGCAGCAACAGGCUGUGCAGCGCAGGGCUUGGCACCGCGGGGUGAGCCCAGCCCGGCCUCCAGCCCCGGCACCGGGCACUGGAGAGGGCCCAGGACACCACCAGGAAGGUUCUCCAGAACGCAGGCAGCUGAGCGAGGUUGAUCCUGUGGGUGACGGAGGGAUCCCCUUCCAGAAGGAUGGUGCUGCUGUGCUGGCCAGGCCCUAUUGCUCCCCUGUGCAGCGGUUUGGCUGUCUC